Solanum tuberosum (potato) is the source of this 1482-nucleotide messenger RNA. RefSeq lists its product as uncharacterized. The transcript is spliced from 3 exons. NCBI's taxonomy places the organism in Eukaryota, Viridiplantae, Streptophyta, Magnoliopsida, Solanales, Solanaceae. Bases 1 to 1482 code for a protein of 493 amino acids. The record is from RefSeq and is a predicted model, not a curated record.
AUGGUGAUGACUGUUGAUGAAUCUGUGGGUAUAAAUACUGAGGGAACUGUGGAGAAUGAUUCUGAUUUGAAUGGAGUUGAUACAGAAUUGCCUGGAGGUGAUACAAAUCAAAAUGAAGUUGAAUCAGAUCUGCCUAGUAGUGACACAGAUGUAGAUGUUAUUCCAGAUGAAGAUGAUUCAGAUGUUGAUGAAGAAUUGAGAUCCCUUAGGGCUGAAAGGAGAAACAAAAGAAAUCCUAAUCUUAGGAAGAAAAGAGAUAGGGAGAAGAAAACAAUAACUAAAGAGGUACCAAUAGGUGAGGCUGGUGUGGAUAGAGGUUUUGAAGAUAUUGGAAUAAAUAAAAAGGAUAGAUAUGUUGGCAGAUUGGGAGGAGAUGAGAAGUAUAUUGAUAUCUCAGAAUGUGAUAGUGAUGAUAGCACUGAUAUACUAGAUGCAGAAGCUGUUGGAGGUGUUGAUCUACCAGGCAGAAGAAAGAGCAAAAAGGUCAGGUAUGAUGAUCAAUGUACUGUUGCUAUUUUUGAACUUGGAAUGAUUUUUGAGAAUGCUAAGGAAUUUAGAAAGGCUUUGGCAAAAUAUGCUGUUGAAAAAAAUUAUCAGAUUAAGUUAAGGCCUAAUGAAGCUCAUAGAGUGAGAGCUAAAUGUAAAUUCAAAGAAAAAUGCAAAUGGUUGUGCUAUGGUGCUAUUGAUAGGGAUUCUGGUAACUUUAUGAUUAAAAAUUAUUAUCCUAUACACAAGUGUUUACCUUCAAAUAAGAACAAAAUGUGUACAACUAAGUUCCUAGCAAGUAGAUUCAAGGAUGAAAUAACUAAACAACCAUCUUUGAGGAUUUGGGAAAUACAAGAAUUGUGCAGGGAGGAGUUAGGACUAAAAGUGGGUAGAACAAUUUGUUACAAAGCAAAGAUGAUGAUUCUUAGAGAAAACAUGGGUGACUGGAAUAUGGAAUUUGCAAGGUUAUGUGAUUAUGCUGAAGUCAUAAAACAAACCAAUCCUGGUAGUUCUGUUUGGGUAAGGAUGGAUAGAGAAACUAUACCAGGAAAGAAUUUGUUUGUGUACUUCUAUGUAUGCUUGGAUGCAUUGAAGAAAGGGUGGAAGGAAGGAUGUAGAAGAAUAAUAGGAUUUGAUGGAUGUUUCUUAAAGGGUGCUUGUAAGGGUGAACUUCUUGUAGCAGUUGGAAGAAAUGGAAACAAUCAGAUGUUUCCUAUAGCCUGGGCAGUUAUGGACAAGGAGACUAAACAUUGCUGGAGUUUCUUUAUCAACUACUUGAAAGAGGACCUGCAGUUGGGUACUGGACAGGGUCUUACUGUAAUGUCAGAUAUGCAGAAGGGUCUUCAAGCAGCUGUUGGUGAACUGCUGCCAAAUGCUGAAGUUAGAAUGUGUGCUAGACACAUCUGGUCUAAUUGGAGUAAAAGAUGGAAGGGAGAGGAAAGGAGAAAACAAUUCUGGAGAUAUCGAACACCAAAUACAACAUCAAAAUACUACUAG